Messenger RNA from Leptinotarsa decemlineata (Colorado potato beetle), 1808 nucleotides. Its product is annotated as sperm-tail PG-rich repeat-containing protein 2. Gene Ontology annotation, cellular component: male pronucleus; germinal vesicle; female pronucleus. Gene Ontology annotation, biological process: epigenetic programing of male pronucleus. The record is from RefSeq and is a predicted model, not a curated record. Gene Ontology annotation, molecular function: chromatin binding; histone binding. Lineage: Eukaryota; Metazoa; Arthropoda; Insecta; Coleoptera; Chrysomelidae.
CGAAUUAAGAAAAAAAGACAUAUCAAUUAAUUAUUAUUUGUAAAUAACAUGAAUUGAAGACAGUAAACUAGAUGAUGGUUUGUUUAAUUUUGGAUAAUAUGGUCUUCAGUGGAACGAAAUUAAUAUCGCAUUGACUAUAAUUGUCACAGAUCAAAUUUAUAGGAGACACUUUUCCAAGGUUGGAUCUAGUAAAAGGGGUAUAAAAAGUGAUCUGUCUACGUGUAGAAAGAAGCUUGAGCUAGACGAAUCACCAAAAAAUGUAUAAUAAUUCACCACGUAUGGGCAUCCCACUCAAAUCUCAAACGCCACCUCUUUUGGGACCAACUACGUACAUAAUAUGCGAUGGACGACAAACUCUGAAAAAUAUUACGCCAUUCCUCAGCACAGAAAAAAGAGCUCCUUCUUUUUUCCGGAAAUCGUUUUGUGAUAAUUUCUACAGCCUACCAGAUGUUUCUAAUAAAUUGUUGGGCACUUCACCGAGAAACACUGCUGAAAGAUUCGUCAGUACGAUUAACGAUAAUCCCGGACCUGGAGAAUAUGACCCGAAGCGACCGAAGUGUUCCAGUGAUAUUUCCAGACCGAUUGGUAGAGGAAGAUUGUAUGUGUGCAGGAUGCCUUAUACCCUGAAAGGUACAGGACCAUCCGUACCUACCAAAAUUAACGCUAACGGAUAUUUCGUGAACGAAAGUGGUGACACAAUUCCUUUACCGCCUGACUGUCAUGAUACUAGUCUUGGACCAGCUUUUUAUAACGUUGAGGAACCUGCUGAUGAUCCAUACAGGGGUAACAAGUGGUCCAAGAGAUCGGGAAAGCGAUUCAUUUACGCUGCAGAUGACUCUCCUGGCCCGGGCAGUUACAAUGUGAAGAUUCCUGCGUGCACACGAGACGUCAAAAAUGACGAAUUCCGAGAGAUGGCGAGACUGUUGACUUUCGUGCCGAGAUUCCUGGAUGCCCAGGAAAUGAAAUUGAAAAGGGAGAAUUUUCCCGGACCAGCUGACUACGACAUUUCGAAGGUGAAUCCCUGUAGAAGAUGUGACGGCAUCAAACCUAAACCUUUUGUCAUCUCCAGUGAGAGAUUAAUAAAUUACUGCAAUGAAACGCCUUCACCAGAUACCUAUACCUUGUCGGAGACCAAAUACACUCUAUCGAAGAAGGAAACUGGAUUUCAAAUACAAGCACCUAGAUUUCCCAAAAAGAAAAUUGACAGUAAACCAGGACCUGAUGUUUAUCAAAUAAAAAGCCCAAUUUUGGAAAAACUACAAAAGGCAACUCGAUAUUCGACCUUUCGACCUCCUUUCAACACAUCUUCAGCUAGAAAUAAUUUGGAGUUGAGUAAAGAUGUGAUCAACAGACCUUGUCCUUUCGAUUAUACCGUGGCCGGUGAAAAUAAGUGCAGGAUUUUUGUUUCGAGUGUCUUCAAGUCAAAAGUCAAACGAUUUCCGAAAAAGUGCGGCAAAAUGAAACAUAGGGUGUAAAGGAGCUUUGAUACCGUCCUCCAAGAGAUUCUCUGAAGACACAAGGAAUAUUCCAGGGCCAGACACGUACUGGAUACAUCCAUAUCACAUCAACAGCGUUUACAAAGCAUAUACGACACACAACUUGAAAAUCAGAGAGAGCAUCCUUAAAAAAAAGCUGAGAUACGCUCCAAAAGAGACUCGAGAAAGGUGGGCAUCUAGUCUGAAGAAGAGGCAGAAGAUGAGAUGGUUUGUCAAUGAUGGUAGAGGUUAUGUUCACUGUUGAAUUGGCUAAUAGUGACCCAUUUUGAUGCUGUAGUGGAUUCGAAUUGAUUAAAUUCUAGUAGCUUAUUG